CUUGAAGUUUAAAUGUUAUUUCAAAUGUUAUUGAAUUCACAAUUUAAAAAAAUAAGUUAUCUUGUAAAGUAUUUUUGAUUAAAUUUGUAUAUGUUUUUAUUGUUUAUGGUAAACCUUUUUUUACUAUUUUUAUGAUGCCUGUAAAAAUGUAUGCUCUCAAUCAUUAUGUUAGAUGAGCCUGUCAAAUUCAAUUAAGAUUUUUAUUAUGAUCUAUCAAUUUAAUUAAAUACUACAGAGGCUAAGAUUUUUAAAAUGCAAGAUAUAGAACGACCUGAGCCGCAGUGUACCUGGCAUUACUCUUCAAUUCAUAUGUUUUGUAGAGUAUGUGCUAAUACUAAUGACUACCUUAUACCAAUUUUUAGAGGUGAAGGGAUUGACUAUCAGCUUCAAUUUAAAAUAAGUCAACAUUUGCAUGUUGAGGUUACAGAAAAUGAUUUAUUACCUACUCAAGUUUGUUAUCCCUGUGCAUCAACAUUAUUGGCAUUUCAUGAAAUGUUGGAAAAUUGUGUUCAGGCUGAGAAGCGUUUGACAAGUUUUCUUUCAAUAAACCGUAUAAAAAAUCCAGCAAGGGAUAUUGAAAGUGAUUGUUAUUUUACAGAUCAAUAUAAUGAACUUGUAGUGGACAAUAAUUGUUCUACCAGCAACUUAGAGAAAAUGGUGAGUGCUGAUGAAGUAAAUUCCUACAAGCUUAAGCAACCUGUUAAAAAAAGGCUAUUAGUGGAAAGUGAGCAAUUAACGAGUAUAGUUCCUGAAAAAGAAGACAUGAAAAAUAGCAAUUCAACCACACCAAACAAUGAGAAGAAAGAUUAUAAAGACAAAAAAAAGAAAAGAAAGAAAAGAGAGAAAUUAAGUAAGUGUACCGUUUGUGGAAAAGUAUUUCACUUUGUUGAAUAUUUAAAGUCUCAUUUGUUGAGUCACUCUGACAGCAGGCCUCAUCUUUGCCACAUAUGCGGGGCUUCAUUCAAGAGAAAAGAUCAUGUUAACCAUCAUAGAAGAACUGUUCAUAUAACGCAUCCUGAGAUUAUUAAAGAACUGGAAGAAAAAGGUGAAGAGCCACUGGAAUGUGAUGAUUGCGGUGAAAUAAAGCCAACAAAAUAUGCAAUGUUAGUUCAUAAAAAAAGGCAUAUUGUAAACUGUGUCUGUGAUGUUUGUCAUAAGUCAUUUUCUUUACCUUCUCUCCUUAAAACUCAUUUGGUUAAAGCACACACUGAUGAUAUAUGUACUUGUGAUGUUUGUGGUGAAGUAUUGAAGUCUGGACAUUCUUUAUAUAUUCAUAAAAAAAAACAUCUCACCAGUUAUAUUUGUGAUGUUUGUGGAAAGAGUUUCACUCGACCUUCUUCACUUAAAACUCAUAUGGUAAUUCACUCUGAUGAUAAACCUUUCACAUGUGAUGAAUGUGGAAAAUCUUUUAAAUUGAAACUUCGUUUGCAGCAACAUAAACAGUCUCAUAGUAACUUUAGACCAUAUGCUUGCAAUAUUUGUGAGAAUAAACGCUUCAAGACAAAAACUGCUCUUAUUGUUCAUAAUAAUAUGCAUAAUGAUACAAGACCUUACCCUUGUCCUCACUGUAGUUUUAGGGCUCGUAAAAAUUCUGAUUUAGUUUGUCACAUUAGGACUCAUACAGGAGAAAAGCCUUAUAAAUGUGAGGUUUGUGGAAGAGGAUUUGCUCAAGCCGGUGAUAUGAAAAAACACCGUAAUACCCAUAAUAGGCAAAAAUUAGAACCAUUAUAAAGGAAGAAAUGUUCUCUUUUUUCUUAUUAUCUCACCUCAAGAUGUGUCCAUGCUCUCAGGUUGACUUGCUGCUCUAGCUCCAUAACUUGGCUUUCGAAUGAAACUUUGCUCAUGAACUGCAGCAUAUGUGGACCAAGCCAUUUAAGCAAACUUAAGUUUCUUAACUUUAAGAAACAUAGAAGGAAACCUGGAAGCAGCAAGCAUUGCUGAGGAGAAGUUGUCUUGUAAAAAAUCACAUGUGGGGUACUUUACCUCCUCACCUAAGUCUUAUAAAAUUUCAUAAGAUGCUGAUUAUGAAAAAAAUCCAAUAAAUUAAAAAUUACAUUUGAAAACCUCCCACUUUAUUGGAAAAUAAAUGGAAUAAGUACAAAGUAUGAAUAACUAAAUAAUGAAAAAGCCCUAACUAAUAAAAUAAUGGUCAAUUUUGUUGGAACAAAGUGGUAUUACGAAAUUUAGUAGAAUGUUUUAAUUCUUAAAUUGUGGCUUGAUAUUACAGGAUUGAAAUUUAAUUUUACAAAAAAAGAAGUUGUCUUUCUGUAUAUUCCAUUUAUUUUUCUCUUUUGCGCAACUGGUUUCGGUCUUUUAUUUAUUUUAUAUAGGAGGACCACUAUCAGUUGGGUGAUUACCAUUUUUAUUGAUUAAUUUAUUAAGACAACCCCCAUACCAGACUGAAACAACUAGAAACCGCCUCAUGUUUUCGACUACUGCAGCACUGCAGGCAAAUGCGCUAAACUUCCCACUAUUUAAAAAAGACUCUCUCUCUCUCUCUCUCUCUCUAUAUAUAUAUAUAUAUAUAUAUAUAUAUAUAUAUAUAUAU
Nezara viridula (southern green stink bug) is the source of this 2548-nucleotide messenger RNA. NCBI's taxonomy places the organism in Eukaryota, Metazoa, Arthropoda, Insecta, Hemiptera, Pentatomidae. The record is from the annotation of a GenBank genome assembly.